AUGACAUCCAAUAAACCAGCCUAUCUGCCUCCCUCCAAACUCGGCACAAAAGAAUACUGGGACUCCCUCUACACAACCGAACUCACAAACCACGCCGCCAACCCCUCCGACACAGGCACAAACUGGUUCGACGACUCCGACGCAGAGGCCCGCGUCGUCGCCUUUCUCGAAUCCCUCGCCGACGACGAUCAAGAUGUCUUGCCAGAGCGUCUGUCGCAGCAGGAGGCGUCCUUUUUGGAUCUCGGCUGCGGGAAUGGCUCGCUGCUGUUUGCGCUGAGGGACGAGGGCUGGGGGGGAUCCAUGCUGGGCGUGGAUUAUAGUGCGCAGAGUGUUGCGCUGGCCAAGAAUAUUGCCCAGAGCAGGAGAGAGGAAGAGGAAGAGGAAGAGGCAUCGACACCAGUCAAUUUCCUCGAAUGGGAUCUCCUCAACGGCCCUCUAUCCCUCACCGCAUCUCCCUCAGACAACGCCAAUACUUGCUCGCCUCUAUCAUACACGCCCUCCCCAUCACGCCGCUUCGACAUCAUCCUCGACAAAGGCACCUUUGACGCCAUCAGCCUCUCCACAACAACCUCAUCAGAGCAGCAGCAGCACCCUUGCGAAAUCUACCGCCGGCGGCUGCUCCAGCUGCUCAGCCACGGCGGCAUCUUCCUCAUCACGAGCUGCAACUGGACCGAGCCGGAGCUGCGGGCGUGGUUCGCCGACGAUGCCGACGGUGAGCUGAGCGUUGUGGGCAGGGUGGACUAUCCGACGUUUACGUUUGGGGGGGUCAAGGGGCAGACGAUUAGUACGCUGUGCUUUAGGAGGAAAUGA
This is a messenger RNA of Trichoderma atroviride IMI 206040, 810 nucleotides long. RefSeq lists its product as uncharacterized. Gene Ontology annotation, molecular function: protein-lysine N-methyltransferase activity. The record is from RefSeq and is a predicted model, not a curated record. Lineage: Eukaryota; Fungi; Ascomycota; Sordariomycetes; Hypocreales; Hypocreaceae. Gene Ontology annotation, cellular component: cytoplasm.